This is a messenger RNA of Guyanagaster necrorhizus, 842 nucleotides long. RefSeq names its product kinase-like protein. NCBI's taxonomy places the organism in Eukaryota, Fungi, Basidiomycota, Agaricomycetes, Agaricales, Physalacriaceae. Gene Ontology annotation, molecular function: protein serine/threonine kinase activity; ATP binding. The record is from RefSeq and is a predicted model, not a curated record. Gene Ontology annotation, cellular component: cytoplasm. Gene Ontology annotation, biological process: protein phosphorylation. The annotation marks the transcript as partial. The transcript has 2 exons.
CGUACGACACUCGAAGUUUCACAAAGAGAGCUCCAUAUAAUCCUAGGUCAUUCUCACCCGAACCUCGUUCACUAUCGUCACUUCAAGGGGCCGAACCAAUUCAGACUUUAUAUGGAAUAUGUAACUGGAGGCACUAUUGAGGCUCUCGCUCUAUCCCUUGGACCUCUUCCUGAGAUGGAGGUGGCUGCAGUGACAGACCAAGUUCUCCAAGGGCUCGAUUUCCUCCACUCGAAAUCCAUUGUCCACCUGGAUAUCAAAGGGACCAACCUUCCCAUAUCUCUAGAAGGUUGCGUGAAAAUUUGUGAACUCGGAUCUGCCCGGCCGCUAGAGAAUAGCUACCUAUAUUCAUGUUUUUGUGUUUUACUUGCUCACGCUUGACGUUGAACAUUCGACCAGACAUCUCGGACAUGCGCUUUGUUGGGUGGCCUCCGAAGUUAUCGAGCAGAAUGGACAUGAUAUUCGUGCGGAUGUGUGGAGUCUUGGGAUGGUCAUACUGGAGAUGCUGUCAGGCGGCCAUCCGUGGACGAAGGUGAAAAGGCGCAUGCUUGACAAUGUGCACGUUGUAUGUAUGUUACUGCCAAAUUUCCUCAUGCUGACGAUAUCAUACUUAGAUUAUGGCAUUGGAAAUUCCCCAGCUAUCCGAUGAUAUACGAGAUUCUCCGGAGCUAAAUGUUCUGCUGAAGCGAAUAUUCGUACCUGCUAAAGAUAGGUCUUACUCGUGGGACAUUAUUAAGGAUCCUUGGUUAGUGGUCAUGGCGAUGGGGGCUCGUAAACACGUAGCGCACUAAAAGGCAUGCUCCUCAUUGAAUUUCUUGUAGACCAAUGCUAUGUCUUACUCAAAC